AUGGUCUCGGGAAUGAUUCUCGCCACUUUCAUAGCUUGUGCUAGCUUCGGCAAGGGAUUCUUGACACAUUCUUGCCUCCUCACUGCACAAGGCAACUCACCCUACUGUGAUUCCAGCAGUGGGAUUUGUUACCAGGGCUACUACGAUUCCUCACUCGAUAUCACAGUCGGCCUUGUAUUCCCCCCACUCACGACUGCCACUACUCCCAACGCAACUGAAUUCAUCGCUCAGCUCGUCGCACCUGUCAACUAUGGAUGGACUGGGCUGAGUGUUGGCGGUACUAUGGCGAACAGCCUCCUAUUCACUCUAUGGCCAAACGGGGACGAAAUCAUUUUUGGUCCUCGAUGGACUGCGGGCUAUGUCCAACCUUUGCUCUACUCCGGUCCCAAAAUCACGUUGCUCCCAGACUCUACUGUGAACAGUACACAUAUCAAGGCGUCGUUCCGGUGUCAGAACUGCACAGUAUGGGAAGGUGGCUCCAUCGGUUCCGGAAACCUUAACGGCUUUCAACUCAUUGCAUACGUCGCUUCAACCGAUACUCCAGUUGACGAUCCUUCCAACGUAGCCUCUAAUUUCACUGAGCACAAUGAUUUUGAUUUCUUCGGCCUUGACCUGUCCACGGUACACUCCUCUUCAUAUUCGAGCUACGUUGGUGGAGGUUCCACAUCGAGUACUCUGGCUCCGACAUCAACAAUUCAAACUUCGACCUCUGUUACCGCCACGUCCAGUGCUGCAGGCGCAACUCAAACCAAGUAUGGUCAAUGCGGUGGCACGGGAUGGACGGGACCUACCAUAUGUGCAUCUGGCUCAACCUGCACAGCCGUAUCAGCCCCAUAUUAUAGUCAAUGCUUAUGA
Molecule: messenger RNA, 855 nt
Organism: Heterobasidion irregulare TC 32-1
Lineage: Eukaryota; Fungi; Basidiomycota; Agaricomycetes; Russulales; Bondarzewiaceae
Gene: cdh2
Product: cellobiose dehydrogenase 2
Exons: 6
Coding region: 1-855 (284 amino acids)
Biological process (GO): carbohydrate metabolic process
Cellular component (GO): extracellular region
Molecular function (GO): cellulose binding
Source: RefSeq, a predicted model, not a curated record